AUUUUAAUACGUUAAAUGUGUUUAUAUGUUUACUGAAUUUUUUUUCUGGUAUCUUUUUAAAGAAAAGGAAGAAUUAUUUAAGAAAAAAUGAGGUUUAUUGAUUUUGCUUGUGUAGUUAUGUUGAUGACAACUGUUUCAUGUAGCUACAGUACCUACAAUUUGAAUUGGGUGUUGUUGAAAAAAAAUGCUUGUUUUCAGGCACGAGAUAAUCAACCAGCAGUUAUUCCUGUAAAUAAAUCAGGCUGGUUAGUUGCAGCUAAGCUUGUACACGUUAGUGGCAUUCUAAAAUGCUACCCGCCACUCUCAGGAAGCAAAUUUGGCUGCUCUGAUGACAUCUUAUUUAAUACUUAUGUUUGCGAUGAUAAACGACAAAUUAUUUUUCCAUCUCCAAAUCAAAAAAUUACUUAUGACACUUAUAAAAAUUUUCAAUACCGUGGUUAUUCUCCAAACGACAAUGAAGUAGUUUUUACCGAUUUGAGUUACCCUGUUUACUUAAACGCUGGAAAACAAAUUACAAUUUGGAAUGGGGAGGAUUUGGCUGAUAAAACAGAAGAAGAUAAUUUUGGAAUUGUUUGCGUCGACGUUUACGGUUCAUUCUUUGGUUCUUUAAACUAAUCUGUGAAGUUUGUUUGUUUGUUGUAAACAUGGAAAAAAACAAAAAAAAAAAAUAAAAAAUCUUA
Molecule: messenger RNA, 680 nt
Organism: Hydra vulgaris (swiftwater hydra)
Lineage: Eukaryota; Metazoa; Cnidaria; Hydrozoa; Anthoathecata; Hydridae
Source: RefSeq, a predicted model, not a curated record